Aureobasidium uvarum is the source of this 1758-nucleotide messenger RNA. NCBI's taxonomy places the organism in Eukaryota, Fungi, Ascomycota, Dothideomycetes, Dothideales, Saccotheciaceae. The record is from the annotation of a GenBank genome assembly.
UCGUACAUCAUGGUUGGAGAUAAACCUUGGCCAGAAGUGCCAAUUGGAAACAAGGACCAUGCCAAUGCAGCAGUGGUGAUUGUAGGUGCCGGUAUAUCAGGCAUGUGCACGGCCAUCGAUCUCAUCAAACAGAACAACUGCAAAAACUUCAUCAUCUUGGAAAAGAGCAGUGGCGUUGGCGGAACAUGGCACGACAACAAGUACCCCGGCGCUUGCUGUGACGUCUGGUCUCAAUUGUACUCCUACUCCUUUGCACAAAACAGUGACUGGACACGCGAAUACCCCGGCCAGGAAGAGAUCCUCUCCUACCUGAUGGGCGUAGCACAGCAAUACAAUCUCUACCAACAUGUACGCUUCAACACGACAGUAGAAAACGCAACUUGGGAUGACGAAGCGAAGAAAUGGCGUAUCCAUGUCAGCACGGCAAAGGGAAGCAAAGACGCAGAGUUCAAUCCCGAAUACGAUAUCAAUGCCGAUUUCUUGGUUAGUGCGGUGGGACAACUGAACGUACCCAAGUGGCCAGAUAUUCCUGGCAUCAAGGAGUUCAAGGGUAAACUCAUUCAUUCUGCUCGUUGGGAUUGGAGUUAUGAUCUCAAGGAUAAAAAGAUUGCCGUCAUUGGAAAUGGUGAGUUUUGUNGUGCAACGGCCGUCCAAAUCAUCCCCGAGAUUGCAAAGGUAGCCAGUAAAGUUGGCGUAUAUCAACGAACGCCCAACUGGNUGAUACCUCGCCAGGAUGCUCCCAUCCCAUCCUGGACAAGAAGUCUGUUCAAAUAUGUCCCUCCACUAAUGUGGCGAAAGCGAGCCCUUCAAAUGGACUUUCGCGAGUCCUUCUAUCAGAUUGUUGGGGAUACAACAUCCAGCGGCGCAGACGAGAUCCGCAAAUACAACAAAGACAUGCUAAAUGCCGCAUUUCCUGACGAUCCCGAGAUGCAGAAAAAGCUACUGCCAAACUACAAUCCAGGUUGCAAGCGUAUUAUCAUCAGUGAUGACUACUAUCCUACCCUCGCACUGCCUCACGUCUCUCUCAUCACAGACAAGAUCUCUUCCAUCACUGCAACUGGCAUCGAGACCGAAGGUAAAGAAGCCGAUGACUACGAUCUCAUUGUCUUGGCCACAGGCUUCGAGACUCUGGACUUUAUGCACCCAAUCGAGAUGCGCGGACACAAUGGCACCCCUCUCAGUAAAGUCUGGUCUCACGGCGCCAAAGCCCUCUACGGCGUCACCGUUUCUUCCAUGCCCAACUUUUCGAUGCUUUACGGGCCGAACACCAACCUUGGCCACAACAGUAUCAUCCUCAUGAUCGAAGCCCAAUCACGCUACAUCAACGCCUUGAUCGCUCCCGUCCUCUACGCCCGCAAACAAGGCAAAAAUCUAUCCAUCCGCCCCAAUGACCGGCGCAUGGAAGCAUUCAACAAACAACUUCAAUCCGAUCUCUCCGCCUCGGCCUUUGCAGACCCAAACUGCAAUUCCUGGUACAAGACCAGCGAAGGCCUCAUCACCAACAACUGGAGCAAAAAUGUUGUAGACUAUCAGAACAUGAUUGCCGAAGUGCAAUGGAGUGAUUAUGAGAUUGAGGGAACAGGGGAAGAGGGGUUGGGCAAGAGGCAAAAGACGAGGGUUGGGAGGGUCAAGGAGGAGACGAUUGUUGCCAGUAAUGGGGUUCUGGGGGCUGUGGGGGUGGUGUCUGUUGUUGCUGUUGUGGCGGCUGGGUGGUUUGUGAGAGGAGGGAGGGGGUUGGGUGGGUUGAGGGUUAGGUAG